Molecule: messenger RNA, 1515 nt
Organism: Durio zibethinus
Lineage: Eukaryota; Viridiplantae; Streptophyta; Magnoliopsida; Malvales; Malvaceae
Product: spliceosome protein-like protein
Biological process (GO): spliceosomal snRNP assembly
Cellular component (GO): SMN complex; nucleus
Source: RefSeq, a predicted model, not a curated record
AAAGUUUAAGGGGAAGCUGUGACGCAUAUGGAGUCAACAAAAAUGGUUGAAGUUCAAACUGGUAGGAAAGAAAGCAAUGAUCAAAGUAAGAUUAUGUACUCAAGAAAAGAGUUAGAGGCUUUGAGGUUUGCCAAGGUUGUGGAACAGCGGAAAUUGUGGAUGGAUGUAUAUAAUGGUCUUGGUACUGAUGUGAUCAGGGAGUAUGAGGAAUUGGGAAGCUGGAAGCAGCGGAAGAACAUUAGCUUGAGAGCUGAUACUCGUCACCACUUUGGAAAGAAGGCAGAAUCUCCUGCAACUCUGAGGGAAGAUUAUUCGGAAAACGUGGGUAAUGAACCAGAAUACAUGGAGGAUAAUGAGACUGAAGAUAUAUAUCCUUUGGGUCUUACUUCUACUCUUGAUGUCGGAGUUGAAGAUGCCUUCAUUGAUGUAAAAGAAGAAUGUAUUGAAGAUGAUGACAGUGAUGAAAAUUACACCAGUAUUCUUAAGCCUGCUUUUAUGGUAGAAGGGGAACCUGACUUCGAUUCUGGUCCUCCAGAGGAUGGAUUAGAAUAUCUUAGGCGUGUCAGGUGGGAAGCUGCUCAAAUUCCAAAAGUAAAGAUUGCCAAGGCUGAUGGGAUUAAAUUGAACAAGGAACAAAGUAUUUAUAUGCCCCAGAUCCCUGAAAUUGCUAAGUGUCCAGAAUAUUUACUGCCAUUGAAACAGUGGGAGGAAGCAUUUCUUGCAGAUUUUUCAGAGCUACGACAAGCUCUGUCAUAUUUAGAGGAUCCCAUUGCUGAAAUUUCUUGUAAACUACCAAAGUUUACUGUUCUACAGGAGGACUUGUGUCCGCUUCCCGAGAGUGUUGUUACCGAGAAAUUUAACAACCUUGCAACCAGUGAAGUCCAUUCUGAUCAGAUAUCUUUGUCAAAUGCUGCAGACAGUAUGAUUUUACUGUCUCAUCAGAUUCCAUGCGCUAAAACCUCUGUUAGUGAUACAUGUGGUGACUGCCCAACCUUGUUUGCAAUCCGCAAAAUGGACUCUGUAACUCGAGUUUCAAUGCUUAGGAAACGCAUAAGCUCGAUUGAGCCCAUGGCCUCACUGUCAAGGAGUAAUUGUGUGUGGCUAUUUGCUUUAUGUGCAGCAGUCGACACUCCUCUGGACGCCAAUACUUGUGCUUCUCUUCGUAGUCUGCUUCGGAAAUGUGCUAACUUGAGAGCUGGGAAGUUAGAGGUCGAUGAUGAAGUUAUUAUGCUAAAUAUUUUGGCCACAAUUACGGGAAGAUAUUUCGGCCAGUCUGAAACCUGAAGGUUUUUCUCAUUCUCAGUGUCUGUAUUUAUGCUGGUUAAUGACAAUGUGAUUUUAUGGUAACUUAUUAUGAAGAAAGUCUGAGGUUUUUCGAGACAUAUCUUUGUUUUUGCUAAGCAGAUGCAAAGGUUUGUGUAACAAGCAAGACAAAUGCAGUUUCUUUUUCUUUGGGUAUGUGUUGCAGUUUCAGACCAUCCAGUGUGUUAUAUUUCAAAGAGAAAUGUUUGACGG